Messenger RNA from Cooperia oncophora, 393 nucleotides. The record is from the annotation of a GenBank genome assembly. Lineage: Eukaryota; Metazoa; Nematoda; Chromadorea; Rhabditida; Trichostrongylidae.
AUGAGGUCAUGUCAGUUUUCAAAACUGAAAGACAGAUUUGAAUUAUUCCUGGAUUUUUCAGCCGCCGCCAACGAAUCGUCGGAUCAGUUUCCUGCGGAUCUUUUCACUCUUGAGCAACGGCGACAUGGAGCCAUAAUACUUCACUUGGGUGGCCUUGUCUAUAUGUUCGUCGCAUUGGCCGUCGUGUGCGAUGAAUUCUUCGUGCCCAGUCUUUCGGUUCUCAUCGAAGUGUUUGACAUUUCGGAGGAUGUCGCUGGUGCAACGUUCAUGGCAGCCGGUGGCUCAGCACCUGAAUUUUUCACCUCCGUAUUCGGCGUAUUCGUGGCCCAAAAUAAUGUCGGCAUAGGAACUAUCGUUGGUGCGUUCUUUACAUCUCUUUCACCCACUUAUUAA